AUGAAGAGUGGGAAUGAUACUUCUUCAGCAGACUUCUUUCUGCUGGGAUUCCUGAGCUGGACCAAUGUACACAUGUUCUCCCUGGCCAUAAUCGUAUUAGCCUUCAUCGCUGCCUUGUCUGGGAAUGCUCUCCUCAUAUUUCUAAUCCAAGUGGACUCCUCCCUUCACACUCCCAUGUACUUUUUCCUGAGUCAACUGGCCUUCAUGGACAUCUGUCAGACCCUGAUUGUUGUCCCCAAAAUGGUAGCAGACUUCCUGACCCCAGGCAACCCCAUUUCUCCAGCUGGCUGUGGGGCUCAGGUUUCCCUCACACUGACAAUGGGAAGAGCAGAGUGCCUCCUCCUGGCAGUCAUGGCUUAUGACAGGUACAUAGCUAUCUGCAAUCUUUUGCAAUACCCUAUUCUCCUGAGCAGGAGAGUCUGCCUGGGCCUGACAAGUAGCGUCUGGGUUGGGGCAUCUGCAGAUGCUUUGAUUCUUACAACUUGCGCAAUGCACCUGCCCUACUGUGGCUCUAAAGAGAUUAACUAUUUCUUUUGUGAGGUCCCAGUCCUGCUCAAAUUGUCCUGCUCUGACACGUCCCAAUAUGAGACUCUGCUGUUUGUAUGUGGCAAUUUCCUGCUCCUCAUCCCCUCUUCCACCAUCCUAGCCUCUUACUCUCACAUCCUUGCUGCAGUCCUAAGCAUGAAGUCAACCAGAGGACAGCAGAAAGCUCUGGCCACCUGCUCCUCCCACCUGACUGUGGUGGGCAUGUUCUACGGGGCAGCCAUCUUCACGUACAUGAGACCCAGCUCCUACCACUUCCCAGAGCAAGUCAAAAUUGUGUCUCUGUUUUACACUAUUGUCACCCCAGUGCUGAAUCCACUCAUCUACAGCCUGAGAAACAAGGAUUUCUUAGCAGCCCUAAGAAAUUUGUUUGGGAAAGGCAGAAUCUUCCAGCAGAAUUGA
Molecule: messenger RNA, 945 nt
Organism: Alligator mississippiensis (American alligator)
Lineage: Eukaryota; Metazoa; Chordata; Crocodylia; Alligatoridae
Product: olfactory receptor 2T11-like
Exons: 1
Coding region: 1-945 (314 amino acids)
Biological process (GO): G protein-coupled receptor signaling pathway
Cellular component (GO): membrane
Molecular function (GO): olfactory receptor activity; G protein-coupled receptor activity
Source: RefSeq, a predicted model, not a curated record